AAUAAUUGCCCUAAAUAACCAUGCUUUAUAAUCGGACAAGGGAGAUUUGACAACAUAAAACGUAAAGAUGGGUCCUAUGACAUAUUUAGCAGUUGAUGAUAGAGUUAAAAACAAGCUGGUGCUUCUGGUUGUGGUAUUUGUAAAGAUGGAAGCAAUUAUCCAUGUGGGAAAUGUGAACUCGAAGCGGUUAGAAGUAAUGGAUCCAAUGACUCCAAUGAUGAAACUAAACAAUCCGAGCUGCACCUCCCACGGAGAAUUCCAAGUUGACUCCAAAGCUUCGAAUAUGUUAGCAACUAGAAGAAACGUGGCAGAGAAUAAGGCAAUUUUACCUAUUAGUUUGGUCUUUGGCUGACCCUUUUUUGCUUCAUGGUUAAGAUGCAUCUGGAGGGCUUCUGAUAGAUUCUUCAUUUUUUCAGUAAUUGGAUCCAACAGAGCUCUCAUUGUUGAUUGGUAAUGCACCUUGAGUAAUUUCCAUUGAUUGCUCACCUUCUCUUCAACCCAAUCUUGCAGAAAGAUUGGCUGACAUAUAAGACUAGUUAUUAUCAAUAACGGAUGAAACUUUAC
Molecule: messenger RNA, 564 nt
Organism: Rubroshorea leprosula
Lineage: Eukaryota; Viridiplantae; Streptophyta; Magnoliopsida; Malvales; Dipterocarpaceae
Source: the annotation of a GenBank genome assembly